AGCUCUCUUUCUUAUAUAGCCUCGUUCCUCCUCUUUCUUCUCACUGCUGCUCCUCUCUCGGUUGGUCAUCGGCAGCUGAGGGGAAAAGGAGGAGGAAGACAUCGAUGGGACAGCAGUUUGCGGAGACGACGUUGACCAAAGUGUUCGUGGGCGGACUGGCGUGGGAGACGCAGAAGGAUGCCCUUCGCGAGCACUUUGAGAAGUACGGCGAGAUCCUCGAGGCCGUCAUCAUCUCCGACAAGGUCACCGGCCGAUCCAAGGGCUACGGCUUCGUGACGUUCAAGCAAGCGGACGCGGCCAAGAAGGCGUGCGUGGACGCGACGCCCGUGAUCAGCGGCCGCCGCGCCAACUGCAACCUCGCUUCUCUCGGCGCCAAGCGCGGCGGCCUCCGCCCCUCUCCCCCCUCCACCACGGCGCCGCUCCCUUCCGGGGCCCACCACCAGCCACCUGGGAUGGCGGUGGGAUCGAGGUCCGUGUCGUCGGGGUCACCGGCAGCACAGUGGUACUACCGCCACCCCUCGGGAACUCCGCCGCUGCCAUCGCCGUUCCAUGUCCACCACGGCCUCCUCCCCUUGUACGCCACCACCGCCGCCUACGGGUACUCCCCAAACUACAUGACAGACUUGGGCUACGAUGCGAAGCUGAGCCAAGGACACUUCCAGGGACAGCUCUCUUCUUAUCCAGCACAAGGAGGAAUGGCUGCUCCCAAUGGGGGGUUUCUGCCAAUGUACCACCCCUUCUACCACCAUCAAUCUCCGGGCAUGGGAGUACCUGCCCACUUCUUCCCUCCCGCCAGCGCCGCCACUGCUGCGGUGGCCACCAUUCCCACCAUCAUCUCCGAGCCUGCUGCCAUCCCUCCUCCCAGUGCAGUCUGCUGUGUGGCAGUGGGACAAGUCAAAGGAGGGAGCUAAGAGGUCCAGGAAGAGAGAGGCCCUGAGACAGCCUGCACAUCUGAUGAAGGGGUUCUUUCAUUAUUACCAUUAGGUCUUGGGAUUCUUUGAUUCCCCUAACCUGCAUCCAAAGAUGCACAAUCUGUAACAAAGGCAUUUUUCGUUUACCAGCUUAUUUUGUGGUGAACUUUUGAUGGUUGUAGUCAAAUCAAAGUGGUGCAUGCAACUUUCAUGUCCCCAAUAACAUCAUAAGCAUCUAUCUAGUGA
Molecule: messenger RNA, 1157 nt
Organism: Musa acuminata subsp. malaccensis (wild Malaysian banana)
Lineage: Eukaryota; Viridiplantae; Streptophyta; Magnoliopsida; Zingiberales; Musaceae
Product: probable RNA-binding protein ARP1
Molecular function (GO): RNA binding
Source: RefSeq, a predicted model, not a curated record